Porites lobata is the source of this 9266-nucleotide messenger RNA. The record is from the annotation of a GenBank genome assembly. NCBI's taxonomy places the organism in Eukaryota, Metazoa, Cnidaria, Anthozoa, Scleractinia, Poritidae.
UGGAGUAUAGAGAUAAAGAGAGGCAGAGAAAACGAGAAAGUAGGCGGCAAGCAAGCCAAGCUCAACGAGAGAGAGAGCGGCAGAGAGCUAGAGAAAGCGGUGAGGCAAAACUGCUCUGACGAGCAACGGGAGAGGGAGCAAGAAAGAAACAGAGAAAGGAGGCGCAAUUUUACUGACCAGCAACGGGAGAAAGAGCAGGAAAGGGAUAGAGAAAGGAGGCGCAAUUUUACUGAUGAGCAACGGGAGAGAGAACAUGAAAGGGAUAGAGAAAGGAGGAAACAUUUUACUGAGGAGCAACGGGAGAGAGAACAGGAAAGGGAUAGAGAAAGGAGGCGCAAUUUUACUGAUGAGCAACGGGAGAGAGAACAUGAAAGGGAUAGAGAAAGGAGGAAACAUUUUACUGAGGAGCAACGGGAGAGAGAACAGGAAAGGGAUAGAGAAAGGAGGCGCAAUUUUACUGAUGAGCAACGGGAGAGAGAACAGGAAAGGGACAGAGAAAGGAGGAAACAUUUUACUGAGGAGCAACGCGAGAGAGAGCAAGAGAGAAACAGAGAAAGGAGGCAAAAUUUUACUGACGAACAACGGGGAUAUGCGCAAGAAAGAGAAAGGGAAAGGCGACAAAAUUUCACUGAAGAGCAACUGGAGAAUGAACGAGAGAGAGCAAGAGAAAAUAGACGCCUAAUAAGCGACGAGCGGCGAAGAACGGAGCGAGAGACAGCAAGGGAAAACAGGCGUCGUAUAAACGAAAAGGAACGAGAAGGAGGAGAAGGUGAGCGAAUUUUUGCCGAGGUUUGCUUUCAAUCGGGGAUUUUACGAAUACAGAGAUAGCUUUUGUUUUGUUUGUUAAUCAAUAACCUCUUUGUAAUUGCAUCAGUUUUUUUGGACCAAUCACCACACGUCAUUUGUUGUCACGCAGUCUAGAGUUGAUACUUUUAUCAUCCAUUGAAGUUGACCUCUGUCCUCCAAGUUCGUUGAAGAGAAACGAUAUGACUGAAAUUUCACUUUAACAAGACAGUCGCGUCCAAGAUAAAAUUAUAGAGUAACCUUAUAAUUCGUGCUCCUCGGUGUAUUUUCGUUGUUUCUGGCGCGGAAAAUAAGGUAAUCUUAAAUUGUAUUAAUGAAAUUUUAUCGAAAAUUAUAACCAUUGCCAUGUGUCCGAUGCAUCGGUGAAUGAAUGAUAACUCCUUAUGUAAAUUUUAGGCGACUCUGGCCUCUGUGACAAGUUAAAAUGAUUCAGUGUUAGAGGAUUGUAAAUUAUACGGUCUGUGAAAGCGUUGUUAUGUUUUCUGAAAAGAGAGCAGAGAGCACCUUGAAUUUGAAGAUUUUCAAUGUCUGUUGAAAGAGCGUUUUGGUGCAGAUUGUUCGAGCUUACCUCUAUUUGUUUUAUUCAGGGUAAACAGAAUUUGAAGGAUCUAUUCUCCCUCUUGUAAUUGAAAUAACUUUUAUUAUUUUACUAUAAAUCUAGGCUUUUCCAUUUUGUAGAUACCUAUCUUCGAGUGUUUAAGAAUAUAUAUGGAGAUCUAUGUAAAUAAGGAGGGCAGCCAGGGUUAGAAAUUAUUUUUGAAUGUUGACAGGCCAAACAAAUUUAAGCUCGGUCAUGUCUAGUUACUAACCGGUCAAAAUAAAUUAUUACCUGCCAAACAAAUUUUAGCUCGGACCGGUCAAAAGACAGUAAAAACUCGUAGGUAAGAACCUGGAUUUUCCCUUUGCAUUAACAGGUACGUUCUUACAAAAAUAGUUAUUGGCAAAAAAUUUGUAUAUUUUUCUAAAAUGAAAAGGUUCUUAUUUUCUGCAGGAAAAAAAACAUUGCAGCUUAUGUCUCCCAAAGAGGUUCACCUGAAUAUUUUCCAGGUGUAUUGAAUUUUUUUUAUAGAUUUGAGAAAAUAAAGAUGUGUGUCAAAUAUUGGGCUAAACAGGUUCUUGUAUAGAUCCUGGGGCCUAAUUAUAACUGGCAAGUUUAGCCAAACAGGUUCCUAAAAACCAGGUUCUUAGUCACAGCUAGGUUUUUACUGUAUUGAAGACAUUGUACUUUGCAGUAAUAGCCAAAUUAAGACAAAAAUUAUGUGAUCAUAAAUGCUCAAAAACUCCUUGUGUUGAGAGAUGGGGAAAUAUUAUAAACCAGUUUUGAGUGUGGUUAUCAAGUUGUUCAUUCAUUGGAGGGUACAGUGUAGUAAAUAAUAUUUCCAGGAAUAUUGUCAAGCUCAGCUCGUUUAUUCGUAAAAACAAUUCCCCAUUAGAGUUAAACCAGAAAUCACAACUUUUGGCUCAGUGUUGUUCUGACAUGUUUUCUUUGAACAAUAGGUGUAUGUAGGGGUGAGGGAAAAUUCUUGCCCAACUAAAGAUUUUAUCUUAUCUUCUUAGCCAUGGAAGAACAUGAAAGUCAGGUCCUCCAGGUUGAAUGUAGCGUGGAAUGCUCUCUGCUUUGUGAACAAGAGCAAAGUCACUCAGCAGGUACUGAUAUAGUUCAUGGUAGAUGGUAUUUAUUAUAGAAUUGCAUAAUUGAGUAAAAUCACGCAUUCUGAUUGGUUAAUGAAGAGAGGUAUUCAGUGUGGAAUUGCGAGUUGAAAACGAGGCUAAGGGAUUUUUUUUUUCGCAUCUACGUAACAACUAUUGUCAAAUUGUAACACAACAACUGCAAAAAAGGUUUUCUACAAUGUCAUUUUAAAAUGUUUUCAAAAUCAUUGUCCAGGGAUUGCAAAUUUUAUUGAUUAGUGGAGUCACUGUGACUUCCGCUUCACAAAUUUUGGAGUCAUUUUGGAAAAUUUGGAGUCAAGUAUCACAACGAAAAAAGCCAUUUGCAGACUUUACAGCACUUGGUCCUGGCAUGAAUAACUAUCGUGAUGGAUACACGGUGUAGCUGUGGGGGUUCACUGACCUAGAAAGCUCAAAUCCAUGAUGGCGGUCAUCGAGUAAACUUUGAUCAUAAUUUACCCUCUUCCUGUUUUGUCGUGCAGUAUCAUUCUUUAAUUUUGAUGAUUUAAUUAAGGUUUACAACGUUUAAAAUUAAUGUAAAUUGCAUUUGUUGCGAAAAAGGUAGGGACAAAACUGUGUUUGUUACCGAAAAUUCCUGGAGUCGAAGUGGCUCCCUGUUUGUUACCGAAAAUUUCUGAAGUCAAAGUGACUCCCUCCGUAACCUCUGUGGAGUCAUCUGAACAAUUUUGGCGUAAAAUACGCCAAAUUUGGCGUAUUUGCGAACCCUGCAUUGUCACCUUUUGUAUAUCCUUUCUUAACAUACUGUAAUGUCGCCUGGUCCUCCACCUACUGUUCCAACCUAAACUGUAUUUACCUUUUGCAAAAGUAUCUAGUGCGGCUCAUAACAAAAGCUCACUAUCUAGCAAAUACCGCCCCUUUGUUUAGCCAGCUUAAAGUCCUUGACAUAUUUAGUAUUAAUUCAUUUUCUGUCACUACUUUUAUGUAUUGUUAUCACCAUAAUCUUUUGCCUAGUAGCUUUCGUGACUUGUUCUUAAGUAGUAAUCUGAAGUCCAUCAAUACCAAAAUUCGACUGGCCUCUCAGUAUAGACCUCAUUUUUGUAGAUCAAAUAUAAAGCAAUUCAACAUCCUUUACCGAGGACCUAAAAUCUGGAAUUCGUUGCCUGUUUCACUAAUUAGCUCUCCUUCUAUAUUUGUUGUUAAAAAAAAUUUAAAGAAUUAUCUCACUGAUAGCCGAUCUGUCGCUUAAUUUUCUGAUCUUGCUCACUCUGCACUCAGCCAUGAAUUUAGUUCUCUAGGUAGUUGAAGGAAGCCUAUUAAUAUAAGCUUCAAGCUUCGUUAGACUUCCUUGUCACAUUAAUUUUAUAAUUUAAUUAACACCUUUUGUUUAUGUUGUAUAAGGUUUUGUGGGUGACUAAAUAAAUAAAUAGUUAAAAACAAACAAAAGCAUUUUUUAAAGUGAUCCGGAGGUUCUUCCUUGUUUUGAACUAAACUACAAAUUCUUGGAGAGGUAUAAAAAACCCCUUUCGCUAGCGACAAUGAGAAAACAAGAAAAUCCUGUGAACACAGCCCAGAAAAUGGCAAGCCAAAUUCAAACAAACAAAACGGAGAAGCGACAAUGGAGGAAGUGCCGGGGUCAAUUGUCACAUAUACAGAAGAAGAAAUAAAUACCUUCAAAGAUCACAUUGUCCCUGAAAACACAAAAAAGGGUACGCCACUUGCAUUCAUCCUGAAUCGUGGUACUUAGGAAAGUACAAAACAGAGCUGAACUUGAACAGCAUUUUUAAAACAUUUCAAGGUACUUACCUUAUAUCAAUCGCAACGUUAAACUUUCAGUGCUUUGCCUUGGACACUUCAUUUCUUUCAGUUUUGCUACCGAAGAGGUAAAAGGUGUAAAUUAUUUUCCUUCACGAGCAAAUGACCAAUUUGAAAAAGCACGUUAUAGAUAACCGGCUUGUAAAUUCAGUGAAAUACCUCUAUUUAUCCUUACAAUUAGUGUGAAGCUUGUUCAUGUGUAAAAAAGUUUGAAAACAAAUGUAAAAACAAGCACAAGGUACAAAAAAAGUUGUCAAAGGUUCAAACGUGUAUGACUGACCUUGCUUCCUAUUCGCUAACGCAAUGACAGGUUUGACAUUUGACUUUGAAAUGGCUUUCUGGGGCGCGUGCUCAGGAUAAAAACAAACAAUAUUAUUGGUGUUUUCUUUUUUUUCCUGAUUUUUAUUUGAUUAUGCGAUUCAAGGAAAAUCCAUUACCUGACUCGUGAAUUCCACGUUAAUUAAAUUGCACUUGAAAACCUAUAUCGGUUUUCGUGUGCAAUUUAACGUGGAAUUCCCUCGUCAGGUAAUGAAUUUUCCUAUAAAACUUAAUAAUAUACGUGGAAAAAUUUCUUGAAUCAGAUUGGCUUAGAGCAGUGCAGUUUUUAGUAAACACAGUACAAAAACAAGGAAACAUAAUGCAAAAAUAAGGAAAUAAAGUGCAAAUUUCUCACAGAAUGAAAACCUGUGAUUGGCUAAUAAACAAUCAGUGUUCUCCAGAAGCGCGGGCAACUGGCAGUUUCACUGGGAACUCUUUUCCAAAGUGCCAGCUACUCUUAUGAGUCAAAACAUAAAAAAAAACUGUCUGUAACUUUUAUCUUCAAUUUUUCGUAAGUUCCAUUUUUUUCCGCGAAGGAUAAAACGGCACCCGAAGCAAAUUGUGUUAAUUCAUUUCUUAGAAUACUAGAACAUGCAAUUUCAUCGGGAAAAUAACAAACAAACAAAAAAGCCACAAGAGCUUGUUUGAAAGUUUAUCGAAAAACACAUGAAAAUACAUGGAACUAAAGUGCCUUGAACAGCUACAAAAGAAGACAGGUGUUGUUUAUUCAUGGUUGCGAAGCCACUCCCUGAGGCACUUGCCGAUAGAUAGCUGUGGCUUGUUUAUCCGACAUGAAGAAUAUAAAUCACAAGCAACUAGAAUACAGGCUAUGCAGCCAUUCACUACAGCAAUCGAGGCGUCAGUAAAGCUUCUUUUCUUGUUCAGCAAAACCAGCUUGUGGCUUCAAACAACGUCAUAACAAGCGACCAAGGUAAUAGUUUUUCUCCGUUGUUCUUACUUUUGUAACUGCUCCAAAAAUCCAAAUUCACAGUAAUUUUGAUGGCUGUUAAGAAUUAUUUUUCUUCACAUUAUCCGCCAGGUUUUUUUAGCUGUCCCGCUGUGUAAAAUCCUAGAAUCUCGAUGAGUUUUUAAAAGUGUUCAUCUUUACAAUGUUUUGAUUUUUCAUUCAUCCAGUCCAGGCGAGUCGGUUCACGCGUUGACAGUUCUGAGAGACAUGUGACAUGUGAAUAGCAGAACUCCCUUGUCUUUUCUGGUUUGUUCUAACAAGAUUCAAAGGGAUUUUGUGGGCAUUUUUAAUAAAAUAAUUAUUCCACUUGCGCUUGUUGGAUGAGAUGAUUAUUGCCAACUCGGCGCUAUGUGUCUCGUUGGCUAUUUUCCACCUCAUAUCCAACGUGCCCUAGUGGAAUAAUUGUUAAUUAUAAAAUAACUAAGAUAGUACAUGCAUUCUGAUUGGUUAAAAACCAAUAGUUUAUUGUGCCGGUAAAAUCACAGAAAACUGAAACAUGCUUUAAAGUUAUUUUUUAAAAGUAAAAGACCACAUUUUCUAAAGGUUUGCUGGUGUGAUAACCCACUUGGGAUGUUGGGAGAAGACUGGAAAAGCUUGUAAACCACCAGCUUAACUUCUCAGAUCUCUGGGCCUCAUGCUCCCAAACCCCCCCUUAGAUACGGUACUCUCGCUUUACCAGCACUUGGUGUCAGGCACCAGUUACUUUACAUUGGGAGCUGGCUACUCUAAAACUUCUGGAGAACACUGAACAAUAGAAAUAUAUAAGGACCAAUGAGCCUCAUGCGAUCAGGUGUCACAAUCUACUUGCUUAUCUUCUUAGCCAUGGAAGAACAUGAAAGUCAGGUCCUCCAGGUUGAAUGUAGCAGGGAAUGCUCUCUGCUUGGUGGACAAGAGCAAAGUCAAUCAGCAGGUACUGAUAUAGUUCAUGGUAGAUGGUAUUUAUUAUAAAACUUAAUAAUAUACAUGGAAAAAUUUCUUGAAUGAGAUUGGCUUAGAGCAUUGCAGUUUUUAGUAAACACAGUAAAAAAAACAAGGAAACAUAAUGCAAAAAUAAGGAAAUAAAGUGCAAAUUUCUCAGAGAAUGAAAACCUGUCAACAAUCAGUGUUCUCCAGAAGCGCAGGCGACUGGUGGUUUCGCUGGCUACUCGAUCUUAUGACUCAAAACAGUAAAAAAACCUGUCUGUACCUUUUAUCUUGAAUUUUUCAGAAGGUCCUAAAAGCAACAAAAACAAUAACUUGUCGUACAAAAAGCUCUUUGGUGUAUGACAAUUUGCCUUUUGCUAAUGGUAUUAUCGAUAUAUUUACUGAAUGAUUUUUGAUGAGACAUUGCCAGAUAAUAUUUUUUAAUUAUAAAAUAACUAAGAUAGUACAUGCAUUCUGAUUGGUUAAAAACCAAUAGUUUAUUGUGCUGGUAAUCUCAUAGUAAACUGAAACAUGCUUUAAAGUUAUUUUAUAAAAGUAAAAGACCACAUUUUCUAUGGAUUUACCAUCAUGAUAACUCACUUGGUUCUUGGGAGAACUCUGGAAAAGCUUGUAAAUAACGAGCAAAACUUCUCAGAUCUCUGGGCUUAAUGCUCCCAAACCCCUCCCUUAGAUACAGUACUCUCGCUUUAUCAGUGCUUGGUGUCAGGCACCAGUUUCUUUGCUUUGGGAGCUGGCUACUCUAAAACUUCUGGAUAACACUGAACAAUAGAAAUAUAUAAGAACCAAUAGCCUCAGGUGUCACAAUCUGCUUGCCCAACUUAUUAAGAUUAUAUCUUAUCUUCUUAGCCAUAGAAGAACAUGAAAGUGAAGUCCUCCAACUUGAAUGUAGCAUAGAAAGCUCUCUGCCAGGUGAACAAGAGCAAAGUCAUUCAGCAGGUACUGAUAUACCGGUAGUUGUUUAUGGUAGAUGGUAUUUUAUUAUGAAAGUUAAUAAUAUACAUGAAAAAAUUUCUCUGUGAAUUUGAUUGGCUUAGAGCAGUGUACUUUUUAGUAAACAUAAUGCAAAAACAAGGAAACAUAAUGCAAAAAGAAAGAAAUAUAAUGCAAAUUUAUCAGAGAAUGAAAAACUGUGAUUGGGCUAAUAAACAAUAGAAAUUUAUCAGAACUAAUUAAGUGCCACAAUUUGCUGGUGGGAAGCAUGUAUACUUUUAAAACUUCCCCCUUUUUGGUGUAAUUAAUUAUGCUCUGUUGUCUUACCUAAGUAAUCUUUCCUUUUUCUUGUAACACUUUUUUUCUCAAUAUUUUAUUUUAUGAAUUUACCUGAUUAUUUUUAUUUAUUUAUUCAUUGUGGGUUGUUUUUUUUUCAUUUUUGUAACCAAGAUUUUGAAAUUAAUAAAGGUGUGGUUGGGCGUGUGUGUGUAACAAAUAAGGAUGUUAAAACUUUCAUAUAUAUAUAUUUUUUACAUGGACUCAAAAGAGCAGCUAUAUAAUCAGUGAUUUUGUUACCUCUGCAUUGGAUCUAUGUUCCUGACACAUAAAAAUCGCCGAAGACAUAAAAUAAUUCAUGGAUAUAUCGAUCUGAACGUGUGUAUUUGUAGAAGUAUCCGUGACGUGUAAUUUCUGUGGCAGUUAUGGUUGUUGUUUAGUGAUGCAUAUUUGUUUUAGCCUUUGUUGACUUCUGCUUUAAAAUAGAAGAACUAUAUUUUAAUUUCAGUAUACUAUAAUACAGAGUUUUGGAGUGUGUCUUCAGAUUAACUGUCUGCGGCUGGUACAUAAAGGCCCAAACAUUUUCCAUUUUGGACUCAUUUUUUUUAACUGGGACUCAUUGGUUCUGGACUGGGACUCAUGAUUUCUCACAAGAUGAGUCCCAGAAUUCAUCAUAUUUAUUUGUAACAAAAACACUGUAUAAUUCAUUGAUUAGACCUUUUGUCGUGUAAUUCAAGUGUUGUUGUUGUGGUAAACAUGACAAGUCAUCAUGUCUGUACUUAAUUCUCCAUGACUGGAUUGUAGGAUUUUGUUCUGUUUGUAUUUGAUCGUGCAUUAUUAUUAUGGGAAAACUUACCUUCAGUUAGGGUUACAUUAUUUUUGACUAGGACAAAGUUAAAAUACAUUGAAUUCUCAUAGAGAUAAUUAUUUUUGGAUUAUAAUAAUGAGUUCAUUGGUUGGGUCCCCCAUUAUAUUUGAUGACUGGUUUAUGAAAUAUCAGCACUUAGAAAAAAAUGAUUGUCAAGGAUGUUGUAUUAUCCGAAGUUUCAAAAGUAGAAAUAUUAUGUAUUUUCUAUUUGAAAUCAGGUUUUGAGAACACUUCCACAGAUACAGCUUUAUAAUAGUAAUUUUGUACAGUUAUACAAGCAUGCAGUACUAGGGUGCGAAAGAAAAGGAGGUCAGUUUUUGUGCUUGUCCUUCGGGAAGGCUGUAGCUUGCAUCUGUUAGCCCAAGAAUCACAACUCUAUUAUCCCUCAGGCAAGAUAAAAAAUAGAAUCCACUAGCCCCAUAGCUUAUAUGAAUUGUGUACUGGUUAAUACAAAUAAUUCAUUUACUAGGAGAAGAGUUGGAACAACACAUUCCUGCAGUAGAAAAUGGCCCAAUUGAGGGAGCAAGCAACGUGCAGGAAACACAGCAACCUCUUCCAGAAGUAAAUAAUAGUAGCCACUUAGAAGAUGACCGCCUAAUUGCUAGAGCAAGGGCAGUUGGUGUGGACUAUGAGUUUCCAAAGCCUGGUGAAGUGGAAACGGAGGAUGACAGAAGAAAAGAUUUUAUUUACUUGAAUCCAGUCCAUUCCUUUUUCUCUCCAACAACAAUGGUAUAUUAA